CACCACGUGACCUUUAUAACGUUUCCCAGCGUAUAACUAAGCGGCUGUCGGCCUCUCUUCCGCCGGCACUAUUAGGGUCUUUGAUCUCCCGACGUUUCUCUGGCCGAUGGAGGUGUCGAAGCUUCUCAAGGAGAAAAAGUUUUGGGUCGCUUCCUUCAUCGUUGCUUGGGCCGCCGCCUUGCAGGCUCACAUGAUGUGGAUGCAGAGGCAAGAUUCCUUCAAACAGAAGUUUGGGGAUUCAAGCAAGGAGAUAGAUGGAGGGAACUGAAAUUUACAGGCAACUUAACGGUAUUGGUGUUCCUAUCAAAUCUACCGACUGAUAUGUUGCCAUGGUUUCUCCAUCGCAAAAUGGUUUCUUCUGAAGCAGCAUCCUUCUUUAUGGAAGCCAGCAUGUAAUGCAGUACAGAUUAUGUCAAAGGUUAAAAAACAAAUGAAGAAGCAACCUUAGCUUUCUUUGUCCGAGGAUUUGAUACUUGUAAACGCUUUGUCAAGUUUCAGAUUUGAUGUAAGUGUUGAACCCCAGCAGAUGGCUUGUCCAUUUUGGGAUGAUUGCAUUGCAACUUUAUUCUUUAAUGUGCUUACAAGUUACUAAUAGACAAUUGUUUUGUUUAUUAUAAAUGUACAUCGAACUC
Messenger RNA from Musa acuminata subsp. malaccensis (wild Malaysian banana), 632 nucleotides. RefSeq lists its product as uncharacterized. The record is from RefSeq and is a predicted model, not a curated record. NCBI's taxonomy places the organism in Eukaryota, Viridiplantae, Streptophyta, Magnoliopsida, Zingiberales, Musaceae.